UCGAAACGCGUUGCAAGUUGCUCGCCUGUCGUACCGUAAAAACAAAAUUUAUAGUUUUAGUGUUAACUUAUAAAAAAGUGUUCAAAUUAAAUGUAAGCAAACCUCUGAGAACCGAUUAACACAAAUACGGAACUUAUACACACGCGUGCCACUGUGAGUAAUCGGCAAUCGAACUAAUUAGCACCGACGUUGGGACCCGCCAGUUUAGUUUAUAGCUAAAUUGCGGAGUAAAGCAGGCCUGUCGACUCUCGGUGAUCGUGUGCGUAGUACUUAUAAGCAGCAGGAAUUGAACACCACGAGUAUGUCGAAUCAGCUAGGAGAUGCAAAAAAGAAGUUGAACGUCGCUAUCGUUGGCGGUGGACUUGUUGGAUCUCUUGAGGCACUUUACCUAGCUAAAAGAGGACACCGAGUAAGCCUAUAUGAGUACCGUGAUGAUAUUAGAAACACUCCCCUUGCCAGGGGUCGGUCGAUCAAUUUGGCACUGUCGAUACGUGGUAGACGAGCGUUGAAGGACGUUGGUCUUGAAGAUCUUAUGAUCAACCAGCAUGGGAUUCCCAUGAGAGCCAGGAUGAUCCAUCGUCCUGAUGGUACAACAUAUGCGAUGCCUUACGAUCCCAGAACUAAUCAGUGCAUUUAUUCCGUGGGUAGAAAUUAUCUAAACAGCAUUUUGUUAAAAGAAUCAGAAAAUUUGGACAAUGUCGAGAGGUAUUUCAAUCACAAGCUGGUCAAGUCAAACUUCAAGGAUGGAUCAUUAACAUUUAUGAAAAUGGACACAAAAGAGUCGCUUCAAGUGAAUGCAGAUUUGAUUAUUGGUGCUGAUGGCGCAUUUUCAACUGUUCGUAAGGAAAUGAUGAAACAACCACUAUUUAACUUUAGCCAGCAAUACAUAGAGCAUGGGUAUUUGGAGCUUUGCAUACCUGCCGAUAAAGAUGGUGGGUUUCAGAUGCCACCAAAUUAUUUGCAUAUUUGGCCCAGAGGAAAUUUUAUGAUGAUUGCACUUCCAAAUCAAGACUGUUCGUGGACCGUAACACUCUUUAUGCCAUUUAAAAAUUUCAAGGAAAUUAAUUCCGAAGGGAAACUCUUGGACUUUUUCAAGAAAUAUUUUCAAGAUUCAAUACCGCUUAUAGGAGAGAAGAAGUUGAUUGAAGAUUUCUUUGGUGGGUCACCAUCCGCAUUGGUGGCUGUUAAGUGCCGCCCAUACCACGUCUGUGAUAAGGCCCUUCUUAUUGGCGAUGCAGCACAUGCCGUUGUUCCUUUCUACGGUCAAGGGAUGAAUGCUGGCUUCGAAGACUGCACAGUAUUAGACAAUCUCUUCCAGAAAUAUGAUGAUGAUGUUGCUAGCGUACUGGAAGAGUUUUCCAAUGCAAGAUGGCGUGAUGCUUUCGCAGUCAGUGAUUUAGCCAUGUACAAUUAUAUCGAGAUGCGCGACCUUGUCAAUCGUCCAUCGUACCGGCUACGCAAAUCUGUGGAUGAUUUCUUAUACUGGUUGCUGCCCGAUAUUUGGGUUCCCCUCUACAACUCAGUCACAUUUUCAACAAUGCCUUAUGACCAGUGUGUAAGAAAUCGGCAAUGGCAAAAUAAGGUACUUGCCAUCUCAAUAUUAUGCCUUGGAAUGUUUUUGUUUAUUAUACUUUUCUAUUAUAGAAGGAGCUAUGCUUAAAUACUUCUUAUUAAGUUGAGUAUUUGGGUUAAAACCAUCGCGUAAAGAAGUGCUUUUUUUCAAAUUAACAAUUUAUUUGGUAUCACUUGACAUCCUAAAAAAAUAAGGAUUAAAAUACUUCUUUAAGGAAAGGUAGUAAGCCAUCUGAUCUUGCUUUAACUGUCAAAUUGUAAUAACUUUUUUUAAUUAUUACUUUUAAUAUUACUAAGAGUGUAAGGAAUUCUAGUUUCCACUAGAUCAUACUUUCCUCUGCAAAGACCUGAAGGGCUAGCAUGCGUGCCAAUAUAUCAUUAUCUCUACCCGUUUAUCGUAUUACUGUUUAGAGAGGGGAGAUCAUUUGUAGACAUAAUUUUCACGUCACGCGCAUAGCAUCGAGCUAGCCCUACUGGACUGCCAAAGAGUAAACAAAUGUAUGCAUAUAUUAUAAUUAUAUAAAAUAUAUACACUUAUCUACUCUCAGUUUAAUCAUCGUCGAAGCUAUGAGACCAUUGACUUAAAUAAUAUUAUAUUAAAGUGUUAUAUUAAACCCUAGUAAAAUAAUAUAUUUUAAUUUAUCUUCCACUAUUUACGACAUUUUUGUCAUGAUAAGUAUAAUACAUAAUUAGUUGAUUGACUUUCCUGCGUAAUUAAUAUUGUACAGUGCUUCAGUUAUGUAGGAUGAAUGUCUAGUUUAAGAAUUUUUAAGUUUUUAAUAAUAAUAUAGAUUUAUUUAAACGUUAA
Molecule: messenger RNA, 2380 nt
Organism: Pararge aegeria (speckled wood butterfly)
Lineage: Eukaryota; Metazoa; Arthropoda; Insecta; Lepidoptera; Nymphalidae
Gene: cn
Product: kynurenine 3-monooxygenase
Exons: 11
Coding region: 302-1660 (452 amino acids)
Biological process (GO): NAD+ metabolic process; L-tryptophan catabolic process; quinolinate biosynthetic process
Cellular component (GO): mitochondrial outer membrane
Molecular function (GO): FAD binding; NAD(P)H oxidase H2O2-forming activity; kynurenine 3-monooxygenase activity
Source: RefSeq, a predicted model, not a curated record